CAGCAGCUUGUCUCUCCAUCUCAUCACUUCUCUUGACUGGCUGACUGGACGCACCCGCAUCUCACGGUCUGGGAAUGGGAUCUUUACUGAGUUCAAAGAAAAACUUCCAGUUCUUUCGGGUGUUCGCUCUGCAGAAGCUGCUUUUCAAACUGCAGGGAUAGUUGUCGCUGCAGGUGCAGAGUGACCACAGCACAGGCUCUGACGAGAAAACCUGUCCAAGAACGCACCAGAGCCCCAGGAAGUGUCCAGCGCAAGAAACCAUCACACUGCCCAAAAACCUCGCUUGGUACAGUUGGAUUCGCUAGAUAUAACUGCAUGCCAAAGUCAUCUCGACGUCAAAGUAGGCGAAAUAAGCGUGCGUAAAAGUUGGAGCUGUUACGCAGGGGCAAAGCUUAGCCUAAUGCAAGAAAAAGUUGAAGAACACGGAUCUACUGGCGUUUAAAACUUCGGACAAGUGCAAUCAUGGCAAAAUGGUUCCGAGAUUUCCCCAUCAACCUGAAAAAUGGAACUGAGAGAGUCCGUUCUGCCUCUGAGUCGGGUUCACAAACUAGACCCAAGCCCACAUUUUCACGGGACAGUUUGAAGGGAAAUCAGCGCAAAGAUGGAGGAGUGGGGAGUUUGUUAGCUGGGAGAAACAGGAAAAACUCUGCCACAGAGCUGGGUAGCAAAAACGCAGGUUAUGGAGGAACUGUCUGGGAUAGCCUGACCACUGGGAAAGGUCGAAAAAACUCCAAAACUGAGAAUGGGGCGCCAGAUGAAAACCGUCCGGUGAGGAGCUCCAGUCUGGCACAGGCGUACAUCAGCAGGAUGAUCAAAGUGGACAAGCAGGACAAGACCCCCAAACUCGAUGGGAUAAGUGAACAGAAGUUAUCCGAGAACGAGAAGGGAAAGUCAGACAUAAAAACUACGUUGAUAAUCCUGGAGGAUUAUGCAGAUCCUUUUGAUGCAGAGAAGACCAAAGAGCAGCGAGAGGCGGAAAGAGCAGGGGUGAACGAUGGUUACAUGGAGCCGUAUGACGCCCAGGUCAUCAUCACAGAGGUUCGUCGGCGGGGCUCCAAAGAUCUCCUGAAAGUGUGCGUCCUGUUGGACCGAGGUCAGAAAGAGGAGAAGGGGGAGGACGGGACACCUUCGCCCCCUAACAUCUACGACACGCCCUACGAAGGCGGACUGGAGGGCGACAGCGAGGGCGUGUGGAUCCCUGUCACACGACCAGAGUCUGAUGUCCGUCCGGCUGGGGAGUAUGAGCUGCCAUGGGAGUGGAGAAAGGAGGACAUUGUCAGAGCAUUGUCAGCUCAGUUUGAGGGCGUCGACUGCUCUUCCAGUAAAGAGAAUACUGCAACCUCUGGCCGUCAGCAGCAGCAGCAGCAGCAGACGCUGAAGGCAAGGAACUGGAGCCACAAGACUCUCGUCUCAACUUCUGCGUCAACUUCCUCCUCCACGUCUUUUCCGUCUUCUCCUAUUCUUAAACUCUCCCCUCUGACCUCACCGUCUCCUUCUUACCCCACUCUCAAGUUGUCUCCCCUCUCACCCUCGUCCAGUCCAACUAAACUGUCCCCUCCAUCACCUACUUUGCCCUGUUUUCCUCUGGAUGGGGAGAUGUCCAAAAUGGACUGCAGUCUGCCCCUGGAGAAGCAGAGCUGGUACCAUGGCAGCGUGAGUCGACAGCAGGCUGAGGCUCAGCUGCAGCGCUGCAGGGAAGCCAGCUUCUUGGUCAGAGACAGCGAAUCAGGGACUAGUAAAUACUCCAUCGCCCUAAAGACCAGUCAAAGUUGUGUUCACAUCAUUGUGGCCCAGACUAAGAGCAGCAAGGGAUUGGGCUACACCCUGGAUCAGAGCAGCUGUGUGUUUUCCAGCAUCCCUGAGCUGGUCUAUCACUACUGCUCUCACAGGCUGCCUUUCACAGGAGCAGAACAUAUGACCCUGCAGCAUCCAGUGCUACGCCAGCACUAAAACAUGAAGAGACCAAGGAAAUAUAAGGAAGUGCAUUAGCAGGCCACUGCACGUGACUCUCCGAUAAUACAUUUUAAUAAAUCUGUGCACAGACUUCAGGAUAUUCUCCUUUAUAAAUGAUCGAGUGUACCUCCUGAGGUCGUAUUGCCUCAAUACACCACCUAGUGGUCAAUGUUAGUCCAUCCUACUUCUAUAAAAUUGCCAAAAAGUAAAUCUGUGACCUGAACAGGAAGAUGGCCAAUUUAUUGUUACACUAUGUUGCAUCUGACUCAUUGCUUUGUCUAUAAGUUCACAGAAAAUCUUCACAUAACAUUACCUGACCACCCUAAUGAUGCAUACAAACUUCUAUGUCAAAUUGAAUCACGUAUAUAAAGUAGCCACUAUAAGAUCUGUGUAAAAUCCUCAAGGAGUGUUCUAAAAAGAGUGACAACAUAAUUAAUUAUCUUGCUUAUAUCCAGUUAAGCCCCAUCUGCAAGACCAAUAUGCCUGAUUAGAGUAUGUUCAGGUAUCCUGACUUGUGAAUGAGCCUAUUGAUCUGCCCUGAAACUCCUUUUUCCGGCCUCUUUGUCUGUCAGGAGAAUGAGCAUUAUUGAUUGGAUGAUUAGAGUGAGUGUAACUGAGGAGUUCUCAUUAAACUGCAAGAACACAGUCAGAAAAAGUGUUUUGGCAUGUGUAACUCUGCAAAACACAUCUGGACUAAAGCCUCUGCAGUUUAGGCUAAAAAAAGGAAGUUGCUAAUAUUGGAGCCCUGUGGUUGGAAAUAACAGGCAAAACACUGGAAAACUGAGAAAAAGAAAUAUACAAAAAAUUACUUUUCUGGAUGCAAAAUAACAGCAAGCACAACUAAAAGACAAAAAGUAGGCUACAACCAAACUGUAAACAUUGUUAACACUUUAUACUCGUGCUGUUUUUGUAUCUAAGAUGCUAUGCGAUUAAAUUUCUAUCAUGU
Molecule: messenger RNA, 2899 nt
Organism: Poecilia latipinna (sailfin molly)
Lineage: Eukaryota; Metazoa; Chordata; Actinopteri; Cyprinodontiformes; Poeciliidae
Gene: she
Product: Src homology 2 domain containing E
Exons: 6
Coding region: 463-1950 (495 amino acids)
Molecular function (GO): phosphotyrosine residue binding
Source: RefSeq, a predicted model, not a curated record